Nipponia nippon (crested ibis) is the source of this 1393-nucleotide messenger RNA. Lineage: Eukaryota; Metazoa; Chordata; Aves; Pelecaniformes; Threskiornithidae. The record is from RefSeq and is a predicted model, not a curated record.
AUGGAGGACGGCGGCGGGGCGGCGGGGGGGGCCGCGCCCCCCGGGGGCCCCGCCCGCCCGCUCUGUCUUUAUAUCAAAGUUUUCUCGCAUUUGGAUAGUAACCAGUCAUUGGAUGUUUGUGGUUGGUAUGCAGAAUUUUCUUGCAGAUUCAUAGAUGAUGAAAGUCACGCAGAAUCAAAACUCCAGCACGAACAGGAAAAAUCAAACUCCCUUCCCAUUCCUUCAGUUUCCAAGCGAAUUGUGCUUGGUGAUUCUGUCUGUAAUAUGGCAGGCACGGCUGACCACGCAGGCAGCAUGGUAGACCUCAAAGGGGAUAAGGACUUGUUCGGUAAAACUCCAGAUCUUGUCAAUGAGGGUACAAGUGAGCUCCGUCUCCGUAAUAGAGGGGAACUGCCAUCUGAAGCUGCACCACGGCCACCUAGACAUGGAUUAGACCAGUACUUAUCCAGAUUUGAUGAAGCUCUGAAGCUGAGGAACCAGCUGAUGAAUGAGAAGCCAAGCCAAGAGAAUGGGAAUGCAGUGGAGGAGUUUGACUCUUUCCGCAUAUUUAGAUUGGUGGGAUGUGCUCUGCUUGCCAUCGCAGUCAGGGCUUUUGUGUGCAAGUACUUGUCAAUAUUUGCACCAUUUCUUACUCUACAACUUGCUUACAUGGGACUGUCCAAGUACUUUCCAAAGUGUGAGAAGAAGGUGAAAACGACAGUAUUAACUGCUGCUCUUUUACUGUCUGGAAUCCCUGCAGAAGUGAUUAGUCGCUCCAUGGACACCUACAGCAAAAUGGGAGAUGUUUUCACAGACCUUUGUGUUUAUUUCUUUACUUUUAUCUUUUGCCAUGAACUUAUUCUGUUUUUUGGUUCUGAAGUACCAUGAUGGCUGUAGAAUUCAACACAGUAGUUACGCUAAAGCUUUCUGGACUGUAUUCCUUUAACGUCUAACUGUGCAGAGAGGUUUAAACCUUCAUUAAAAUUAUUACCUGUUCGAAUGCUUGAAAGGAGCCUUAAAUCCAGUCAUUUUGGGAAAGGAAGAGCAGGGUCCCAGACUGCCAGUUGUAUUGGUUCAGUUUAUUUAAAUACUGUGUCUGCCUAUUACAAAUGUGAAGAAUAGGAUGCAAGUGUCAGUGGAUGAUUUAUCUUGUUUAGUUAGAUGAUGCCCUUCUCAGCCUCCUUCAUAAACAUUUACAAAGCUGCCUUUGUUUUCCAUGAGAACAAAGAGAAGAGAAUUCCUUUCAGCAGAACCAUAUAUCGCUCGCUCUCUCCAGUAUGACUAUAGCUAACAAGAACUGCUCGUUUUGUGGUGUUCCCAUUUUUUUAAGAAAGCUCUAAAUAAAAGAAAUCCCUGUGUUCUGUUGUUCAAAUUCAGAAUGUUGAACCAAGUAGCUGCUUCUGGAGAAUGUUGG